AAUUAUCUAUCGACCUGUCACAAAUUCGGGCGUGCCAAAACAAAUCUUCGUUAAAAAUUCUAAUUCGAUUCGGACCAAAUUAUGGAGUACGUCUUGUUCCUAUGUGUUCUGUCAACUCCUCUGGCCACAGUUGUGGAGGCGGCUCCUUCGUCUGCUCAUCCCCAAUUAUCCGGGGAUGUUCGUCCGGAUUUGCUAAUGGCAAGAGGUGGUGAACCGCCGGAGCAGAGCCCCUUCAGCAGGCCCGGAAUCUCCGCAGAAGGGAUUGUCCUGCGGCCCAAACAGUUUGAAGAGGAUGGCUUCGAUGACAACCCGGGUGGGGAUGAGUUUUUUUUUGGGUUCGACGAUGGCAGCAGCAGCGGCAAUUGCGAUGAUCUCCGCUACGGACCGACAACCCAGGCUGAAAAGGGCUCGCUGACUAGCAUCUGUCUUUACUGCGUUCCAAUCAGUCUUUUCAUUCAGCUUCUGCAUCUGGUGAUUUGUGUAAAAUAACAUUCAAGCUCUGAACAGAA
Molecule: messenger RNA, 509 nt
Organism: Drosophila ficusphila
Lineage: Eukaryota; Metazoa; Arthropoda; Insecta; Diptera; Drosophilidae
Exons: 2
Coding region: 82-489 (135 amino acids)
Source: RefSeq, a predicted model, not a curated record